AUGGCCUCCCAGCGACAGGCCUCGUCUGCCUCCCAGACCCCGCUGAUAUCCCCCGCCGAACUCGCCUACCUCUACACCUCUCUCGCGCUACCAAACAGUCCCAUCCGCCCCGAUGGCCGCUCCCCCACGCAGUUUCGCCCUCUAACGGCCGAAACCGACAUUCUGCCGGGCACAAACGGCAGCGCGCGCGUCGGAUUCGCAGACGGCACGCAAGCCAUCGUCGGCGUGAAGGCCGAGGUCGAGAAGACGGCGCUGUCACCCGAUGCCGUGAAUCUCUCGCAGCAGGCGCAGACGACCGAUGCGGGUGGCGAGGACGGGAAACCUGCGGCCACUGGCGGGCACGGAUCUUGGGUGCAGAUGUCGAUUGAGAUCCCUGGAUUUCGGGACGACGAUGCCCUGCCUGUUUUUCUGUCUGAGAUGAUGCGCGAGCCGCUGGUGGAGUCGGUCUCGAGUGGGCAUAGCGAGGACGCCGAGAUGGCGGGCGGGCUUAAGGGUCGGUUGGUGAUUAAUAGACGCUGGCAUUGGCGGUUGUAUAUUGAUCUCCCCAAGUUGAAAUCGAAAGGCGAAGAAGACCCCUUCUUCGACGAUGACUGGGACGCCGCAGAGUAUCUGUAUCCUCGCACGCGGUCGAGAUUGCCGCAGAAGAUCCGCCCGCCGGUCACGCUGCUGGUUAUCUCUGUCGGCGAUAACAUCAUUUUCGACCCCAACCGCGAGGAAAUCACCGUUGCGGACACCGUCAUGGCUAUCUCUGUGACCCGGGACAGCGAGUCGGAUGGGCUGAAGCUCCUUUCUAUCCGCACGGUCGAUCCGCCUUCGCGGUUGACGCAGCCCGGAGUGCCGAACUCGGAGAAUGUGGCGACGGGAGGCUCUGCGGGCGCUACGGAGGGAUCUCUGAUCGUGAACCCGGCUACGAGCGAGGAGGACACGCCGGGUGUUUGGAGGCCUCGGAGGGGUGGAGUCAAGCGCAAGACUGUGGCGCGGAUGAUCAAGUUAGUUCUUGAGAAGGGGGGUGUUGGCGAGGAGGUUCUGGAGGGCCUGGAGAAUGUUGAGGUUGGGUGA
Messenger RNA from Aspergillus steynii IBT 23096, 1059 nucleotides. Its product is annotated as exosome non-catalytic core subunit RRP42. NCBI's taxonomy places the organism in Eukaryota, Fungi, Ascomycota, Eurotiomycetes, Eurotiales, Aspergillaceae. Gene Ontology annotation, biological process: U1 snRNA 3'-end processing; U4 snRNA 3'-end processing; nuclear polyadenylation-dependent rRNA catabolic process. The record is from RefSeq and is a predicted model, not a curated record. The transcript is spliced from 2 exons. The coding region runs from base 1 to 1059 and encodes 352 amino acids. Gene Ontology annotation, cellular component: cytoplasmic exosome (RNase complex); nuclear exosome (RNase complex).